Molecule: messenger RNA, 1728 nt
Organism: Saccostrea echinata
Lineage: Eukaryota; Metazoa; Mollusca; Bivalvia; Ostreida; Ostreidae
Exons: 1
Coding region: 79-1509 (476 amino acids)
Source: RefSeq, a predicted model, not a curated record
AAUGAUAAGGUUGUAAGGUUGUUACAGCACAUGAUGCAAAGUGCAAUUAAUUCAUGAUCUUCUAUAACUCAGAACAAAAUGGAGGGAGACGAUGAGAUUCGCGGCCAUUUUGAUUCCGUUACACGUUUUGGAAAGGAUGGCGAGAUGGGAUCCUACCUACUGAUGUCCUUAUUGAUCGGUAUAUUGGUAGUACCAAUUAUCGAAUAUGGACAAAAAGAAGAAUCCGAUAUUGGUGCUGUAGACGUUGUCAUUGGCAUUAACAUAACAGUUAGAUUCUUAGGGGCUACGGCUCUUAUUUUUGCCUUUGUGUCGAUUCACCAUCACGAAAGGGAUUGGAUUAGUGAAAAAUCUUCUUCUCCAGUUAUCAAAACGAAACUGGGAUUCUUGUUCAUUUUUGGAUUAGCAAAAAUUAUUUUCACCAUUAUUUAUGUCACAUUCUAUCUGAAAUGCAGAAAUAUGAUUUCAUCGGAAUUGACAAAUGUGAUAGCUGCUGAAGGCUUUACAAACAUAAUAUUUAUUAUUUUACAAUUAAUUUUUUUCAUGUAUGUGGGCCAAUAUUCGUUCAUCAGCAGACCGACAGUUAGAUAUGUUGCUUCACUUAUUGCAAUGGGGAACUUUACGGAUUUAUUGGUUUUUAUGACACUCAGUGUUAAUGGAAACAAGGACCUUAUAUUUGACAAAAACAAUACAGCUACCGUCAACUGCACCGGGUACAGUCCAAAUGUUGUAGAAAAUCUUAUAUCAGUAUCUAAAGAGUUCAGAUCUCCGAUUGCAGUUCAGUUUUCAAUUCUGGCAAUUACUCUUGCCUUCAGCAUGAAACCAGACACCGAAAAGUUUUUUAACUCGGACAAAAUUCGCCUACAGUUCUCGUGGAAAACUCCAAAGCGUUUAGCAAAGAUCAUGGUAGUGGUGGUUUUAAUGAAUGUUCCUCUAUUGGUGUGUGCCCCUUUUAACUUCGUGUUUCCAGAUAGCAAAUCACAAUCCAAAAUAUGGCUUAGCUUAAUGUUGGCUCAAAAGUCUGCAAUAUUUGGAUGUUUAUUAGGAAUUAAUUACCAGAUAUUUAAAAAACUGAAAGUAUAUGUAAAAAAUGUGGCCCUGAAUGCAAACGAAACUGUGCUUCUAGUCAGUACCGUGGGCGUAGUUUCCUAUCUGGCAAUACAAACGUUUCUUCAACCGAAUUUUGACAGUAUUUUGACAUCGCUUGCAGUCAUCAGUCUAUUAUCCAUUCUUUAUCAAGUUACUAUAAUUUUAUUCGGCAGGAGAAUGGUCCUUGUUGGAAAUGAUAUAUACGACAUCUAUGCCCUACAACAACUGGUUGUAAUCCUUGUCUGCAACAAUAUGUCUGUAUGGUUUAAUGAUUUUCUGUACGGAUUAUGGGAUAUGUCUAAUGAUAAUGUGUUAAGACAUAGUCUUUUUCAGUACAUCGCUAUGAUACUUUAUCCUUUAAUUGCUUACUACAGAUUUCAGUCGGCGAUGGAGCUCAUGGGGUUGUAUCGUCAUCUUUCUUGAUAUUGGAUUUGAGAUAAUUAAUGCUUUGUUUAAAGGUUAAUGACUGGUUUUUGUGGAACAAUAUUAAUGUAACUAUUAGGGAUAUUACCUUAGUGGUAAUCUACAGGAAACCUAAAUUGAUACUUCUAACUGUUAAGUACCAUGUUUAAGUACUAUUUCUAUAUAUAGUUUAGUCUUCAUCGCUUACUGUAGUGUAUAUUUCCGGAUUUGUAUUAUAUA